AUGGACCGCCUGCCCGGCAUAGUGCCCGAGGUCAUCGACACGGAGGUCCUGGUGGUGUCGAUCCUGCUCCACGAUAUGGGGCUGGCCAACACGAGCAUCGUCUUAGACGACACCCGCUUCGAAGUCGAUGGUGUCGACAUCGCCCUCAUCGUGCUGCACACCACGCCCUCGAUCAUGGUGCACAAGCGGCCCCAAGGUGGCGCUGGCGGCCGCGGUCAUCACCGCCGACUUCUACGGCACCCUACAUGUCGCCAGGGCCCGCCGCCGAGCCCGGUCUGCUUCUGGGGGUGGGCGGGUACCUCCAGGUUGCGCGCGCGUCCCGCGGCCGGGCUUCAGGGACAUGUUUCGUGGAGCGGAGCUGCGCCCUCUGCCGGCAGAAGGAGAUGGCGUGGGACAAUGGGAUGGGCGAAUUCGGCGUCGCGUUUUGGCUCACCGGCGACGGCGCCGGGGAGGGAGGUGUUUGCAGCCGAGUUGUGGGUGUGGCGCCACGGCCUGGCGGCGUUGAUGAUGGGCCUCGAAAGCCUUAAAUCGCAGGACGGCAUGGCAGCUGGAGGUGCCUGGGACAAAUCGAGGGCACGGUUUGGUUUGGCUUAUGGUAUCGUCGAUGGUUAUACCUAA
Gaeumannomyces tritici R3-111a-1 is the source of this 618-nucleotide messenger RNA. RefSeq lists its product as hypothetical. The record is from RefSeq and is a predicted model, not a curated record. The transcript is spliced from 2 exons. The coding region runs from base 1 to 618 and encodes 205 amino acids. Lineage: Eukaryota; Fungi; Ascomycota; Sordariomycetes; Magnaporthales; Magnaporthaceae.